Sphaerodactylus townsendi is the source of this 2386-nucleotide messenger RNA. RefSeq names its product family with sequence similarity 234 member A (gene FAM234A). Lineage: Eukaryota; Metazoa; Chordata; Lepidosauria; Squamata; Sphaerodactylidae. The record is from RefSeq and is a predicted model, not a curated record. The transcript is spliced from 11 exons. Bases 92 to 1765 code for a protein of 557 amino acids.
GCGCGGGGCGGGGCUGCGGCGGGGCUGCGGGCGGCGAGGCCAGUGGUGAUCCCCCCUCCCGGCUCCCGGACCCCGCGGAGCGGCCGCCGCCAUGGAGGGUCGCAAGGAGCUGGAGGCCGAGAUCCGCCCGCUGAAGAAGGAGGAGGAGGGGGGGGCGGCGGCGGCUGCUGCGGCCGUGGGGGGGGAGCGGGCCGGGCCCGCCAAGAAAGCCGCCGGGCGUUUGUCGCGGUGGCGCACGGCCGCCUUCUUCCUGUCGCUGUUCCUGUGCCUGGCGGUGGUCUUCGCCUUCUCCUUCAUCAUCCCCUGCCCGGUGAGGCCCGUGUCGCAGAGGACCUGGAACGCCGCCUUCGCCGGCGCCGCAGCUUACAAGUUUUUAGAAGUGCAGGACGUGGAUGGGGAUAGAGUGCAAGAUGUCCUCUUUGCCUUCAGAGCUUCGGAGGGCUCCCACAACAGCAGCAGCAGCAACACAAGCCAGUCCUGCUCUGAAGGAGGCUUCCCGCCGCCCUGUGCCUUCAUAGCAGCUGUUUCAGGCACCAACGGCAGCACACUCUGGGAGGAGCCUGUGGCCGAAGACCUCCAGUUCAUGGACUGCUCUUUUAAGUAUGGCAACUCCCAAGGCUGCCUUGUGGUCGGGAAGCCAGCCUCUCUAGCGGCAGUUGACCUGAAGACAGGCAAGACAGUAUGGAGAGUGACAAACAACCUUGGAAUGAAUUCUACGGCGCUCAGUCCCUUGCUGAUAAUCCCAGAUGUCAGUGGGGAUGGCGUGUUAGACCUCCUGGUUUUUGCUGCAGUGGGAGAAGAGAUUCAGAGUAGCUUCUACUCCGGGAAGACUGGUGAGGCAAUUGGAUCCGGUGGAAGCCUGCCUCUGCCAGGGAGGCGUGGCCACCUCAUGCAGGUCACCAAGACAGGGGCCCACUAUGUGCUUUUCUACACAGUCAAUGCGCUGUAUGGCUACUCCUUGAAGCAGCUCUUCACCAUGGCAGCUGGGUCUGGCAGCCAUGAAGGGACCAGUCUGAAGGAGGACCCUCAGUGGCAGGCAGCCAUUGACAAGACCACACACAAUGUGCCUUUGCUCAGAACCGGAGAAAUCCGCUCAUUGAUGAAGGUGCCAGGAAAGUCGGGGACUGAUCUUUUGCUUGUGAGAUCAGCCAUGCUGGAGUUGCUGGAUGGGCAACGCCUGGACACCCUGUGGAGCAGUGUUGUGAUGCCCCCUAUCCUGAGCCAGCCGGUGCUUGGAUCCUUCACUCCUGAUGAGGUUGAUAUUGUAAUUGAAAGCCAAGUCACAACCAAGAGAAAGAAGUUACAGAUUGUGGAGGGCAGCUAUGGAAGCAUUAAAUGGGAGAUGGAUCUCCUCUGGAGAGUUGGGACUCCUGCCCCAAGCACGCUGCCCACAGCUGAUCACAGGUCUGUCUUCCUCUUCUGGGGCGACUACCAGCAAGGUGAUAAUGGAACGGCAUCGGAAGAGGCUUCCCAGAACCUCUACCUGUUCCACCCCUCCCUCCCUAAUGUGCUCCUGUGGAUGAACAACAGCACAGAGUCAAUUGUGGCCUUCCAGGCGGUGCUCUUUGAACGGAGCCGCCAUGCCUGCUAUGUGCUCCUGACGGGGCCCCAGACUGCCAGCAAUCCUGGAUUGGUGGUGCUGUCCAAACAGAAGCUGAAGGAGGACAUUGCCAAUAGCCACGUGAUCUGGCUGAACCAGCUCACCCAGGACACGGAGCAGAACGUCCGGGACCGCUUCCUCCGAAUGAGAUACCACAGCCCCUGAGGAGCCCCAAAGGAGAUACCACAGCUGCUCGGAGGCCCUGAGGCCUCAAAUCCUGACAAAGCCUUUGUGGAGUGGCCAGAAGAGGAGCUUGGUGGAGACCUCUGAAGCCAUGAGAAAGUCUGGCCAGGAUCCAUGGGGCUUUUGGGCAGAGGCAAGUGUCUUCUCUUCAGGCUGCCUCUGCUGUGGUGCCCUCCCCCGGUCAUGGGGGGAGGAUUCCUGCAGAAUGCUUUGCAUUAAGCAGCAGGUGAAUGGGUAGUCCUUUGGUUGACACUGGAACCAUCAAAGGAGGACAUCUCCAAGGUCAGAUUUCCCCAUGACCUGAAGCAGGGUCCAAGCACACCUUGCUGCCCAUUUCUACCUUCCCUCUGAUGGAGGCUCUACUUGCUUGUCUCUGGGGGAGCUCUUUGUCUCCUCUUCCAAAAAUGACAUCCCCAGGAAUGAUACGGUAGAGGAGCCCCUUAGAUCUACCCAGUUCUGGGCCAGUUCUGUGUUGCUUCCGUCUCCUCUUUCUCCCCCUCUUGCAGCGAGGGGGCACUUGGCUGUUUCUGGUGGUUAAGGAAAUUGUUCAUUUGUUUUGACCUUGUUUGAUGCCCCUUUGAUUACAGAUGUUUAACAUACCAA